GGUAGGGUUUUAGGAAGAUGCAUAGUUUAAAAAAUUAACGAAAAGAAAAACAGAAAUACAAAAAUGGUGGUUUGUUUGGACAUUUUGGAAAGAGAAAGCGAGGCAGGAAGUUCAUCUUCUUUCAUUAUUGGUUUGGAUCCAAAGGGAGAGAAUUAGAUAAUUUAGAUUAGAGAGAGAGAGAGAGAGAGAGGGGGGAGAAAGGGAGGGUCAGGAUAGGAGGGAGAAAGUCUCUGCACAAGGAGCUUUGACUCUCUCACAUCCAUGGCGCAUUCACACCUUGAUUUCAUCGUUCUGCAUCAUUGGUUCUUUUGAUUCCAAGUUCUCAGGUCUGCAAACCCAUUUGGGCAUUCCUUAGAUUUUCUCUUCGUACCUCCGAAAUUCAUAAAUCUAGAAAAUUGAGAAAUUGCGUAAAUUCAAACCCUUGAUCCAUGGGAAAUUGCUGUGUGACCUCCGGCAAUCCGUCUCGGAAGAAAAAAGAGAAGAAGAAGAGUAAACCCAAUCCAUUUUCCGUCGACUAUGGUAUGAAUCUUAAACAUGGAGCUGACACCAAGCUCGGCGUAUUGAAAGAUCCAACUGGACACGACAUUUCCAUGCAAUACGAUCUGGGGCGAGAGCUUGGGAGAGGUGAAUUUGGGAUAACAUAUCUGUGUACUGAUGUAUCCACAGGCGAAAAGUUUGCCUGCAAAUCGAUUUCAAAGAAAAAGCUUAGGACUGCAGUGGAUAUCGAGGAUGUGCGAAGAGAGGUUGAGAUUAUGAAGCACAUGCCUAAGCACCCAAAUAUAGUGAGCUUAAAGGACACUUUUGAAGAUAAUAGUGCGGUUCAUAUUGUGAUGGAAUUGUGUGAGGGUGGGGAAUUGUUUGAUCGCAUAGUUGCGAGGGGGCAUUACACAGAGCGAGCAGCUGCAGCUGUCACUCGAACAAUUGUUGAAGUUGUGCAGAUUUGUCACAAGCAUGGAGUGAUGCACCGUGAUCUCAAACCAGAGAACUUUCUGUUUGCAAACAAGAAGGAAACGGCCCCCCUGAAGGCAAUUGAUUUUGGGUUGUCAGUCUUCUUCAAACCUGGUGAGCAAUUUGCUGAGAUUGUGGGCAGUCCUUAUUACAUGGCUCCUGAGGUUCUGAAGCGUAAUUAUGGCCCAGAGGUUGAUGUCUGGAGUGCGGGAGUUAUCCUGUACAUUUUACUUUGUGGUGUUCCACCUUUCUGGGCAGAAACGGAACAAGGAGUAGCACAGGCUAUUAUUCGUUCUUUCAUUGAUUUUAAGAGGGAACCUUGGCCUAAAGUUUCUGAUAAUGCAAAGGACCUUGUAAAGAGAAUGCUUGAUCCAGACCCAAAACGGCGACUUACAGCUCAGGGAGUGCUUGAACAUCCUUGGUUACAAAAUGCCAAGAAAGCCCCAAAUGUUCCACUGGGCGAGACCGUGAGAGCCAGGCUCAAACAAUUUUCCGUAAUGAACAAGCUCAAGAAAAGAGCUCUAAGGGUGGUGGCUGAGCAUUUGUCUGUGGAGGAAGUGGCUGGGCUCAAGGAGGCAUUUGAAAUGAUGGACACAAGCAAAAGGGGCAGGAUAAAUCUUGAGCAGCUUAGGAAUGGGUUGCAAAAGCUUGGCCAACAUAUUUCUGAACAAGAUCUUCAAAUUCUAAUGGAAGCUGCUGAUGUUGAUGGGGAUGGAACCCUGAAUUAUGGAGAGUUUGUUGCAGUUACGGUUCACCUUAAAAAGAUGGCCAAUGAUGAGCACCUACACAAAGCUUUUGCAUUCUUUGAUCAAAACCAGAGUGGUUACAUUGAGAUUGGAGAGUUGAGGGAUGCCUUGAAUGAUGACAUUGACUCUAACAGUGAGGAAGUCAUCAAUGCCAUCAUGCAUGAUGUGGACACAGACAAGGAUGGGCGUAUAAGCUAUGAGGAGUUCGCUGCAAUGAUGAAGGCUGGUACAGAUUGGAGAAAAGCAUCCAGGCAAUAUUCUCGAGAGCGAUUCAACAGUCUCAGCUUGAAGUUGAUGAGGGAUGGGUCCUUAAAGCUAACUAAUGAGGUUAGAUGAAGCAUGAAAAUUUUAAAAACAAAAGCAAACCAAUAUAGGGCAAAGAAAAGGGAACCAAAAACAAAACCCUUUUGCUAAUUUAGGGCUUUUCCCUGAAGUUUGCCCUAAGCACCUUUGGAUGAAUAGAAUCAGGUGAGGAUCUCAGAGUCCUUUUCAAAUAGCCAUGUUUAGGUUGUGCCUUUGUUUUAGAGUUAGUUCCAGUAGAAGAGGAAAAAUUUAGUGUUAGAGAAAGAAGUUGGUAAGGUGGUUCUUCUAGGCCAAGAUUUGUGGUUGUAAAUAUCUUAUCUGUUAGGCUGACUGCCCCUUUUCACUAGAGAAGCAUAUUUGUGUAGCUGUUAUAUAUGCUCUGUUUGGUGACAGAAUUUGCCACUUUUCAGUUGUUAGCUGCAUUUCAUUAACACCCAUGUUGUAGAAACCCUACGCAAGCUCAAGCAAUUUGUUCUAUUUUCAUUGUUUUGUUUAUAUACUAUUCCCCCAAGUCUUAACAAUUAUUCUGUGUUUCUGUUCAAUAAACUAUAAUUCAUAUUGUUGUGUUUGGAAAA
Molecule: messenger RNA, 2572 nt
Organism: Malania oleifera
Lineage: Eukaryota; Viridiplantae; Streptophyta; Magnoliopsida; Santalales; Ximeniaceae
Product: calcium-dependent protein kinase 8-like
Exons: 9
Coding region: 429-2030 (533 amino acids)
Biological process (GO): protein autophosphorylation; peptidyl-serine phosphorylation; intracellular signal transduction
Cellular component (GO): nucleus; cytoplasm
Molecular function (GO): calmodulin binding; calcium/calmodulin-dependent protein kinase activity; ATP binding
Source: RefSeq, a predicted model, not a curated record